Molecule: messenger RNA, 1385 nt
Organism: Telopea speciosissima
Lineage: Eukaryota; Viridiplantae; Streptophyta; Magnoliopsida; Proteales; Proteaceae
Product: F-box protein CPR1-like
Exons: 2
Coding region: 1-1302 (433 amino acids)
Molecular function (GO): protein binding
Source: RefSeq, a predicted model, not a curated record
AUGGAGGAAGUAGCAGUAGCAGUGGCAGCAGAAGAGGAGCGAGCAAUGAUAACGAUUCUGAAGCCCACCGAAGUUGAAGAAGAAAAAGGGCAAUUGAUCGCAGUGGUGCCGCAGUUACCUCAAGAAAUUCUGAUGGAUAUCCUCUCCAGAUUACCAGUGAAGACGCUAUUGCGAUUCAGGUGUGUAUCCAAAGGCUUGCGCAAUCUAAUUAGUGACCCUAAUUUCAUUACCCAACACCUCAAUCGUUCAGCUGAGGACUGUUCCCGUCUCAUCCUUGGGACUUCAGCAAUUAAACAGAUUUUUUACAUAAACUACGAGACAUUUAGUGAGAUGCUAAUAUAUGAUUUUUCCAAAUUUUCUCAUGGUUUCUCAUGGUUGGAGAUUGUCGGUUCCUCUAAUGGCUUGCUGUGUUUAAGCUUUUCCCAUGUUUCAUUUAGAAAAAAGGGGAAUAUUCUGUACCUAUGCAAUCCAGCAACCCUAGAAAUCAAGCAUUUACCAAAUGCUCCCAUUGAGUACACAGGAGCAUGGGAUUACUCAUACACUGCGUUCGGGUUUGGUUUUGAUUCCAUAGCUAACGAUUACAAGGUGGUAAGUAUUGACUACUUUCAAAAGCAUGGAAUGCUGGACGGAACUAUACAUCCCUCAGAAGUCAAGGUGUACUCUUUAACCACGGGCCAAUGGAGAAGACUUGAAGAUGCAUCAUUUAAUAUCAGUCCAGCUCAGAAAACUAAAUUGACGAAUGCAGUAGUGAAUGGUGCUAUACAUUGGAUGGCAGAUAAUGUGAAGUUUUCUUCUGAGUUUAUUAUAUCAUUUGACCUUGGACUUGAGAUAUUCCGCCCAAUCCCAGAGCAUGAAUAUCGACAUGGAGGUAGAUUGUAUUCCAAAAACGUUGGGGUCUUAGGAGGAUGCCUUUCUGUGUUUGAUGUUUAUUGUUACCAAUGUAUUGAAAUAUGGGUGAUGAAGGAUUAUGGCGUGAAGGAUUCUUGGGCUAAACUGUUCACCAUUGAUGCCCCGUCAAUAUAUGAAUUUGAUUUUGAUUCUACAAACUUUCCAGCACCUGAUUCAUUCCAUUCCUUAAUGCCAAUAGCAAUACAGAAGAAUGGUGAAGUUCUAUUGGAGAAUUAUUAUCAACUUGUUUCUUAUGACCCAAAAAGCCGCAGAGAGAGGGCAAUUGGAUCUGGCGGGCUUCCCAAAUGUUUUCGGUCUGUUACUUAUGUGGAGAGCCUUGUUUCACUCAAGGUUUGCUAUGGACAGCAGGGGAACCUUAAGCAUAAGGGAGAAGAAGAUGAAUCAAGAAUAUGAACAGGUAUAUAGGAAACUACCCUGCCCCUUUUAAUUCAUUCUAUCUGCUACUUAGCUCAUGACUAAGUAGUUAGUGAGAUCUU